AUGAUGGAAGAAGGGAAGCUGAGGAGCAUUCUUGAUUCUAAGCUGCAGAUAGAUGACGAGGACGAAAGGGUAAUCACGGCAGUUAAAGUAGCUUUGUGGUGUAUACAGGAUGAUAUGCACCUAAGGCCACCCAUGACAAAGGUAGUCCAAAUGCUUGAAGGUCUCUGCGGCGUUCCUCUGCCACCAACUGCAUCCCAAACGGGUUCCCGUCUUUAUUCGAGUCUGUUCAAGUCAUCAGCGAGGAGGGCACGAGUUCUGGACCAUCAGACUGUAACAGUGAUGCCUAUCUUUCUGCCGUGUGACUUUCAGGGCCGAGAUUACUCGAAAUUUUGUGACAGUAAAGCUUGA
Molecule: messenger RNA, 348 nt
Organism: Thlaspi arvense
Lineage: Eukaryota; Viridiplantae; Streptophyta; Magnoliopsida; Brassicales; Brassicaceae
Source: the annotation of a GenBank genome assembly